This is a messenger RNA of Drosophila grimshawi, 3206 nucleotides long. RefSeq names its product monocarboxylate transporter 7. The record is from RefSeq and is a predicted model, not a curated record. The transcript is spliced from 10 exons. Gene Ontology annotation, biological process: transmembrane transport. NCBI's taxonomy places the organism in Eukaryota, Metazoa, Arthropoda, Insecta, Diptera, Drosophilidae. Gene Ontology annotation, molecular function: monocarboxylic acid transmembrane transporter activity. Bases 1 to 2868 code for a protein of 955 amino acids.
AUGACAACAGCAGCAGCAGCAAUGCAGCAGCCACCAACAGCGCGUCACUGUCAUGCCACAAAUCCGUCGCGAUUUCCACUGCAACUCAAUGCCAAGCGGCAUUGUGACAAUUUUGGCAGCUAUACAACAUUGCCCAGCAUUGAGCAUCAGCAGCAGCAGCAGCUCCAUCAUUCGCAGAUCAUCAGCGCUGGCUGCAGUCGACAUUGUGGGGCAGCAGCAGCGGCAGCAGCAGCCACCGCACAUCCUGAGCCACCAUUGCCACCAGCAGCUGCCUCUUCUCGUUGGUAUGGCCCAAGCAAUGCCAAUCCCAAUUUGAAUGCCUGUUGUUACAUGUACAAUCCCACGCCCCCCCAAUACGCCCCACAGCUCUGCGCUUGCGAUGGUUGGUAUCAGCAGCAACAGCAGCAGCAGCAUAAUCACCACCCACACCAACACCAUCAGCAGCAGCAGCACCAUCACCAGCAGCAAUUAAGGAGCAUCCAGCCACCGCCCAAACCACUUAUGCCAAAUGGCGGCUGCUACUUGGGCUUCGAUGCCCAUCAUCCCUCUCACAUCACCGACGAGGAGGACUCCGCCUUUCCCGCACUAGCCGAUCGUGAGUUUCAUUUGUUGCAUCGCAAUAUUCCGGCACUGCGUCGCACAGGUGUCGACACAACGCGUAUACGACAGUACUUUUAUCCGGAUGGCGGCUGGGGCUGGAUCAUUUGUGGCGUGUCCUUUCUGGUUCACAUUCUAACCACUGGCCUUCAGUUGAGCUACGGCCUGUUGUUGUUUUAUGCUGUUCAGCAUUUGCAUAACACAAGUGGCAUAGAGCUUCUGGGCGCACUAAGCUGGUCCAUCUCGAUGCUGGCCAUACCGUUUGUGGUUUCGUUGUGCCGUAAGCGUUCCAUACGGCUGCUUUCGAUUGUGGGUGGCUUGGUCAUGCCGUUGGGCAUUCUGUUCACUUCAUUUGCCACGGAAUUCGGACAGGUUGUUUUCAGUUAUGGCAUCGUGUUUGGCAUUGGGGUUUCCAUGGUGCGUGAAGCAUCCACCGUGAUGCUGGGCAAUUACUUUAAGCGUCGACGGCAAUUCGUUGAAAUGGUGGCCAUGUCCGGCGAGGGCGUUGGCAUUGCUUUGUUCUCCGUCAUCCUUAAAGAGGGCGUAGGCAAGGCCGGCUGGCGCCUGGGUCUGCAAAUCGUUGCCGCACUAACGGCGCUCAGCUUUUUCAUGGGUCUCAUGUAUCGACCAGCAUCCCUAUAUCAUCCGCAGCGUCGUGCCAUACAGCACUUGAAAAAUCAGCGCAAAAAACUACGCGAAAAGAAGCCAAAGCUGACGCAUGAAGUGGAAUCGCCAACGAGAUAUUUAUUUUUGGACAUAUCAUCGCUAAAAUCAGUAACAGUUAAAAUUCUAUUGAUGACCUCCAGCGUGGCGGCAUUCGGCAUUUAUACGCCCAUGUUCCUUAUGGCCCUCAAUGCUGCCAAGGAGGGUUCCGAUGUGCAGGAGCUGGUGCUGCUUCAAACAUUUCUGGGCAUCUCCAUGGCUUUGGGCGUGGUCCUUGCCGGAGCUCUGCUGCGUCGCUGCUUUGUGAUUCGACAUUUUGUGAUCAAUUCCAAAAUUGUUGCUCAGCUAUUUAUAUCGAUUGUUGCGCUGGCCAUUUUAUUCCUAUCCUUUGUCAUGGGCUACAAGGGCCUCUGUAUACUCAGCUGGCUCUACGGCAUUGGCCUGGGUGGCUUUCAGUACUCACUGAAGAUUUUGGCACUGGAACGCAUUAAGCUGAAGCAUUUCUCCAAGGCUUGGGGCUUUAUACGCGGCGUGGAGUCGGUGCCUGUGCUCAUUAGCGUGCCCCUCACCUCGUUUCUCAAUGAUUACUCUUUGAAAUAUGGGCGUGCUGGCUAUUAUAUUUGCUCAGCUGCCGCAGCCAUCUCGGGCAUAAUCAUCUUCUUCAUCAGCGAACCCCAGGAGCAACACCAGCAGCAGCAGCAGCAACAGCAGCAGCGCGGACAUCUCAAUGGUCAUCUACCCACACCAAUGUUGAUGAGACACUCCUCGGUGCGCCAUAAUCGUCCUAAUCUGCAUAUGGACUAUGGCUAUGGCGAGUAUCCUGCACCAGAUUUGCUAAGUCGCAGCUGCAUUAGUCUCAAUCAAAUGGAGCCCUAUCUGCAGGCCAACAAUUCCCAUUACUGCCAACGUCACAUGCAUCAGCAGCCACUCCAUCUGCCACAACAUCAUCACUUGACUGCUCAGCACAAUCAUGCUCAUCCCACCCAAGCCCAUGCCCAUCCCCAACAGCUGACCUGUCACAAUCUUGACUUGCAGCAGGGACGCUCCCCCUACCAGCUUGGCCAGGGCAGCAUUGGCGCCAAAAUGGGCAAGCGACUGCAGCGCAGCCUUUCCUUUAUCCAGCAGCACAAUUGCUGCGAUGGCCAAAUGUACUGCAGCUGGCAUAGCACCUACGAACUCGGCUGCCGCAAAUCGCCCAAAUCUCAAGACCGGCAGCCACUCAUAUGUACUUGCAGUCCCAAUUCGACAACGUAUGGCGGAGGUGGAGGUGGAGGCAGUUCAGCACGCAGUCGCAGCGUGCCUGAGGGCCUAUCCACAAUGUCGCAGCAGUGUAACUGCCGUCAUGGGGCAGGCGUGCCAGCAGUGGCCCCCUCCCGUGAGUUCAUCUACGUGCCGCACGCCUACGCCUCGCUGCAGAGGACGCCACAUCGACAGAAUCGGACAGCUGGAGCGGGAGCAGGAGCGGGUGCGGGUGCGGGAGUCGGGACUGUCGGAGGUGCCAGCAGCUGUCUGGCAUCAAGAAACAGCCAUCCGCAGUGCCGGCUAAAGCGUUCGCAAUCGCUGUGCCGACCCGUGCACUUUGUGGAGCAAAUCACCACUUCGGUGUAGGGGGGUAGUUUAAUCGCCUAGCAUAUUUUGUAGUUGUACUCCAGUUACGUGAAUCGAAUUCCAAAUUGUCACAUCUCUCUAGUCUUUUGUCGUUAGUUAGUAGCACGUUUAGUCCAAGUCCAAGUCCAAGUCGCAACUGUAACUGAAAUCCCACAUGCAAAAAAAGAAAAAAGAGAAAAAGAAUACAAAACGAAAGGAAACAAAACCAAUGCAACUUGAUGAAUUUUCUAAAUCUAUAAACCUAUUAUUAUACUACAAUACUAUUCUAUGCGGUUUCAGCGCAUUGAGAUCGUCGAUUUCUAACCAUACAAAUAUUUAUAACAAAUAAAACACACACA